CAAACUGAGAAGGACACAAAAAGAAAGGCCACCUUCUCCUGUGCCCAGUGUGAUGUCCAUGAGGAGUGACAGGUCAAAGGGCACGCCAAAGGAUCUUAAAGAACAGGAGGUCACAGAGAAUGUCAUGGAGAGACCAGACUCCCCUUUGUCCAGUGUGUCUGUGAGGAGUGAUGCAUCCAGAUUCAUCAGACCAGACGUCACAUGGGAAGGAUCCAGAGUGUCAGCUGGACGGGUGCUGUGUGAUGUCUGCCCAACUCCAGCUGUGAAGACCUGUUUGACCUGUGGGGAUUCCUACUGCAUGACCUGCAUCAGGCCUCACUACUCUGACCCAGAUCUGGAGAGACACCAGCUACAGGACCUUCAGGAUCAGAGCCUCUGUCAACAGCACCACAAACAGCUGAAGUUCUACUGCUGGACCGACCAAUCAGCAAUCUGCUCACGCUGUUAUCAUAAAGAUCACAAUGGACAUGACGUUGUGGAGCAGGCACCGACCGCUACAUGUGAUGAGAGAACGGAGCAAGUUGGGAUGCUGGGAGAUUGA
Clupea harengus (Atlantic herring) is the source of this 541-nucleotide messenger RNA. RefSeq names its product tripartite motif-containing protein 16-like. Bases 53 to 541 code for a protein of 162 amino acids. Lineage: Eukaryota; Metazoa; Chordata; Actinopteri; Clupeiformes; Clupeidae. The transcript has 5 exons. The record is from RefSeq and is a predicted model, not a curated record.